Lolium rigidum is the source of this 560-nucleotide messenger RNA. RefSeq names its product chaperone protein dnaJ 20, chloroplastic-like. The transcript is spliced from 2 exons. Bases 1 to 558 code for a protein of 185 amino acids. Lineage: Eukaryota; Viridiplantae; Streptophyta; Magnoliopsida; Poales; Poaceae. The record is from RefSeq and is a predicted model, not a curated record. Gene Ontology annotation, cellular component: chloroplast.
AUGCCCUACCUCACCGCACCCUCCUUCUUCGCCGGCUCCGGCAGCACAGUGGCCGGGUUCCAGCUCCCGGGUGCUCCUCGCCGCACGACGCUUCACGCACGGGCAGCUUCAGCGGCCGGAGGAGGCCUGCGCGCGGUGGAGCCGACGUUCUACGAGCUGCUGGGGAUCACGGCGGAGAGGUGCAGCUUCGAAGACGUGCGGGCGGCGUACCGGCGGAUGGCGCUUAGGUACCACCCGGACGUCUCCCCGAAUGGCGCCGCCGGCGAGCACACGCGGCGCUUCAUCCAAGUGCAGGAGGCCUACCAGACGCUUUCCGACCCCCGCCGACGAAGCAGCUACGACCGCGCGCUUGCACGCGGCGUCUGCCGGCUCGCCUUCAACCCUGCCGCGCGCAACGUCGCAUCCAUGUACCGCCAGGAGCUGGAAGAGAAAUCCGGAUGGAGGACAUCUUGGGAAGGACAGAUCAAAGAACUGAAGAAGAGGAACACAAGAAAGGAUUCAGACGAGAACAUAUCCUGGGGAGCUCGGAUGCGAAGGAAAACGGGUGAACAAUUGUGACU